Salvelinus fontinalis (brook trout) is the source of this 1020-nucleotide messenger RNA. RefSeq lists its product as uncharacterized. The record is from RefSeq and is a predicted model, not a curated record. The transcript has 2 exons. NCBI's taxonomy places the organism in Eukaryota, Metazoa, Chordata, Actinopteri, Salmoniformes, Salmonidae. Bases 1 to 1020 code for a protein of 339 amino acids.
AUGGACUGGCAGCAGCCGACUCAGGGCCAAUCACUAUGGACUGGCAGCAGCCGACUCAGGGCCAAUCACUAUAGACUGGCAGCAGCCGACUCAGGGCCAAUCACUAUGGACUGGCAGCAGCCGACUCAGGGCCAAUCACUAUGGACUGGCAGCAGCCGACUCAGACCUAUUGCACCACGCACACGUAGACCCUCGCAGAUAUUCCCACGCCUAGAGCCAGGAGUAGGAGGGGGCCUGGUAGGGGCCCUGGUAGGGGGCCUGCUAGGGGGCCUGCUAGGGGGCCUGCUAGGGGGCCUGCUAGGGGGCCUGGUAGGGGGCCUGGUAGGGGGCCUGCUAGGGGGCCUGGUAGGGGGCCUGGUAGGGGCCCUGGUAGGGGCCCUGGUAGGGGGCCUGGUAGGGGGCCUGGUAGGGGGCCUGCUAGGGGGCCUGGUAGGGAGGCUGGUAGGGGGCCUGGUAGGGGGCCUGGUAGGGGGCCUGGUAGGGGCCCUGGUAGGGGGCCUGGUAGGGGGCCUGGUAGGGGGCCUGCUAGGGGGCCUGGUAGGGGGCCUGGUAGGGGGCCUGCUAGGGGGCCUGCUAGGGGGCCUGCUAGGGGGCCUGGUAGGGGGCCUGGUAGGGGGCCUGCUAGGGGGCCUGGUAGGGGCCCUGCUAGGGGGCCUGCUAGGGGGCCUGCUAGGGGGCCUGGUAGGGGGCCUGGUAGGGGGCCUGGUAGGGGGCCUGGUAGGGGCCCUGGUAGGGGGCCUGGUAGGGGGCCUGGUAGGGGGCCUGGUAGGGAGGCUGGUAGGGAGGCUGGUAGGGGGCCUGGUAGGGGGCCUGCUAGGGGGCCUGCUAGGGGGCCUGGUAGGGGGCCUGCUAGGGGGCCUGGUAGGGGGCCUGGUAGGGGCCCUGCUAGGGGGCCUGGUAGGGGGCCUGCUAGGGGGCCUGGUAGGGGCCCUGCUAGGGGGCCUGCUAGGGGGCCUGGUAGGGGGCCUGGUAGGGGGCCUGGUAGGGGCCCUGGUAGGGGGCCUGCUAGGGACCUGCUAG